Molecule: messenger RNA, 1674 nt
Organism: Aedes albopictus (Asian tiger mosquito)
Lineage: Eukaryota; Metazoa; Arthropoda; Insecta; Diptera; Culicidae
Exons: 2
Coding region: 1-1674 (557 amino acids)
Source: RefSeq, a predicted model, not a curated record
AUGGUAGAUCGGAGUGCAAAGGUUUUUGCAAAAUCGCACGAUCCAGACACAACCAACCGAACGAGGGGCCCACCACUGCACGGCCUGGUAGCAGUCAGUGAUUGUGUGAUUGCUUUGGACACGCCGGUCCGAAAUUUGGACACACCAGUUGGAGCAAAGCACGCCGGCUUGGAAGGAAACUGUACUUCUUUAGUGUUUGGUUGCUCCAGUAUGCUUGAGCUCGCCGGCUCGGAGGGACACGCCGGUCCGGAGAUGGAUUCGCUGGAAUGUGUUUGUCCGCAAUCGCUCCCUUGCGAUCGGUCCUUGGAAGGGUCGGUUCGCGGUCGCUUCCUAGCGGCCAAUCCUGGUCACGGCACCAUGUUUCGUCUAGGGUUGUAUGGUGGAAGAGGGGGAUCCAGGCGACGACGAAGAAGAACAACUUUGGAUUUUAUUUGCCCCCGAGAGUCACACGCCUGCUCGGGAGUGAUCUUCACUUACAAUUCUGGGUCGGAGAGUAACUUCAUCACCGAGCGCCUCAGCCAGCGCAUGAAGGUUUCUCGUAGCAAAGUGGAUAUUUCGGUUCUUGGAAUUGGGCAGGCAGCAAUCAAGGUCAACCAAAAGAUUGUAGUCACGAUACGUUCCCGGCUGUCAGAGUUCUCGCGCCAGAUGGGUUUCCUGGUGCUUCCGAAGGUAACAGCCGAUCUCCCCACGGCUAACAUCGACAUCUCCGGCUGGACCAUACCGAAAGGAAUCGAACUUGCUGAUCCGUCGUUCUGCGUUUCGUCAGGAGUUGAUCUCGUUCUUGGUAUAGAAUCGUUUUUCGACUUCUUCGACUCUGGUAGGAAGAUUUCGCUUGGAGAGCGACUUCCGUCCUUACACGACUCCGUUUUUGGUUGGAUCAUUAGUGGAGGAUUCGACGAAGGACUUCAAGGCUUGCAGAUCAACUGUAAUGUCUCUACUUCGGAUCGUUUGGAGGAUCUACUCACCCGGUUCUGGUCCAUGGAGGAGGUGGAUUCUACGAACUAUUCUCCUGAAGAAACUCGCUGUGAAGCUAUCUUUAUGAGUUCCGUACAGCGAGGGGCGGACGGUCGCUAUUCCGUAGCACUUCCCAAAGAUGAAGACGUCAUCUCUCGGUUGGGCGAAUCUAAGGAGAUCGCAUUCCGACGUUUUCUAGGCACCGAACGGAGGCUUACCAGGGACGCAAACCUCCGGAAACAAUACGUCACCUUUAUGGAGGAAUAUCUGCAGUUGGGUCACAUGCGGAGAGUCGAAGAGGAUCAAGAACCCACCAAGCGGUGUUUCCUACCUCAUCAUCCGGUGGUCAAGGAGGCCAGCACCACCACCAAGGUCCGCGUGGUGUUUGACGCAUCCUGCAAAACGGCUUCAGGAUUGUCGUUGAACGAUGCGUUGCUGGUAGGACCUGUAAUUCAACAGGAUCUCCGCUCCAUUAUCCUUCGCUGCUGUACUAAGCAGAUUAUGUUGGUGGCUGAUGUGGAAAAGAUGUUCCGGCAGAUUUUCAUCCAUCCGGAGGAUAGGCCAUUCCAAUCGAUUCUCUGGCGUUCAUCUCCGGUGGAGGAGAUAGGUGUGUAUGAGUUGAACACGGUUACCUAUGGAACCAAACCGGCUCCGUUCUUGGCGACUCGUACACUUAACCAAUUAGCCAUGGACGAAGGAGACCCGACCAGAAGCUCCUAA